CUGGUGGGCUGGCACGGGCUGGUUGGUCGGUUGGGUUGAUGGUAGCCAUGGCUCGAGUCGCUGCGCUACUGCUGCUACCGGUUCUUUUUGAAUCGGUGUUUUCAAUUUCAUUCUUUUUACCGGUCAACUCCAGAAAGUGUUUACGGGAGGAGAUCCACAAAGACGUGCUGGUGACGGGGGAGUAUGAAAUUAGCGAACAGGCGAACACGAAAACUAACCUGAAGAUCACAGACUCCUCCAGCCACACUCUUUACUCCAAGGAAGAUGCAACAAAAGGAAAGUUUGCAUUCACCACAGAGGACUAUGACAUGUUUGAGGUUUGCUUCGAGAGCAAGUCACCCAUGGGAACUGGAAGGGUGCCAGACCAGCUGGUCAAUCUGGACAUGAAGCAUGGCGUUGAGGCCAAAAACUAUGAAGAGAUCGCCAAGGUGGAGAAACUGAAGCCUCUUGAAGUUGAGCUGAGGCGACUGGAAGAUCUGUCAGAGUCCAUCGUGAACGACUUCGCUUAUAUGAAGAAGAGAGAAGAGGAGAUGAGGGACACCAACGAGUCCACCAACACACGCGUGUUGUACUUCAGCAUAUUCUCCAUGUGUUGUCUCAUCGGACUGGCCACAUGGCAGGUCUUCUACUUGCGGCGCUUCUUCAAGGCAAAGAAGCUGAUUGAGUAGAGCGACACUCCCCUCCCGCCUGGCUCCUUACCUCGAGGGAAGCUGCCUGCCGGUCAGCCAACACAUCCCAACAUCCACCCUCCUUGGACUAGCUUCAGCAAACAACAACAACUGGGGUUGAGGGGCUCAAAAUCUAGUUUUCAAGGCUGUGAGAGAAAGAGAGAGAAAGAGUACCAAGGUUGCCCUCUGAAAAAACAAAAAGAUUCACCUGCUUAUUUAGUGGUUUGAAACAUGCAAAGCGCUGCAGGGAGAAAUGCACUGUGAGACAUGGGAGGUGAAUUAGCGCCUGUCUCCAUGCGACACAUUUCUGUCUGCACUGUUUGGAAUGUUACAGCUCACUGAAUAAGAACUUGUUCCUUCAAUCAGUUGAACAGUGGCGUUUGAUUUUGAGCUCAGUUUGAAUGGAUGUGCCAUGAGCGAAUGUCUUCUGCCCUUCUGUUGAUAUACACAUCCUUUGCCAUGCCAAGCAAACUAGAUCCUUGGUGCCCUUUUAUCAAGUGAAGGCUCUUUGAAAACGUGGUCUGUUGUUACUUUGACAAGACAUUCGGCAACCACAGAAAUUCUGUGUUUUGUCACUUAAUUUGCAUACAUGUUCGGUAGCUAAAUUUAUCUGUGUCUUUAGUUUGUUUUCAUAUUGUAAUUGCCACUUAGUUGCUUCUAAUGGUAUAUUUUUUUUGGGGGGGGGGCGUUGUGAGUUGUCAGAGUAAUAUUCUCUUAGUUGUAAAUUAGGUCACUUCUAUGAGCUCUUGCACGUUCUUGUUUUGUUUUUGGAACAUUAAUGUCACCAAUCAAAAGUAGACAGGAACCAAAAACGUUGUUUUAAGGAAGGAAUUUGCAACAGCAUAUGUAUAUGGCUAUGACUAAACCACCCACCUGAUUUCUAUGAUGCAAUUUAUAUAUAUUUGUGCAGGUUUCUCUUGUCAGAGGUUAACGGAUGUUUUGGCAGGAAAUGUGAGGCGAUCCAAACUAUUUCUGAAAUGUCCUUUCAGUCACAUGAACUUUUUCUUUACACUGGUAAGUUUAGUUAUUCUUUUGAAGUUUUCAAAAUAUCACUUCCCAAUUACAGUACUUACAGAUCCAUCCAGUGUGCUUCUUUCAUUAGAAAUGUUUACGAGGCUUUGGGUGACGUGAGAAUGUGGGUGGCCGCAGAUAUUCAGAUUGUUUUUGACAAGGGUUAAUUGAGGCAUCUGUCAUGGGUACAUUUUUAACAAUGAACAUGCGCAUCACGCGCAGUCAAUGAUUUUUAUGUUGACUGACAAAUUUUGUAAAUUUGUGUUGGGCUUUUAUUCAAUAAAAUAUUGGAUGGAUUUACAUUA
This is a messenger RNA of Amphiprion ocellaris (clown anemonefish), 1984 nucleotides long. RefSeq names its product transmembrane p24 trafficking protein 10 (gene tmed10). NCBI's taxonomy places the organism in Eukaryota, Metazoa, Chordata, Actinopteri, Pomacentridae. The transcript has 5 exons. The record is from RefSeq and is a predicted model, not a curated record. Gene Ontology annotation, biological process: endoplasmic reticulum to Golgi vesicle-mediated transport; Golgi organization; intracellular protein transport. Bases 39 to 668 code for a protein of 209 amino acids. Gene Ontology annotation, cellular component: endoplasmic reticulum-Golgi intermediate compartment; Golgi apparatus; endoplasmic reticulum.